Molecule: messenger RNA, 2379 nt
Organism: Arabis nemorensis
Lineage: Eukaryota; Viridiplantae; Streptophyta; Magnoliopsida; Brassicales; Brassicaceae
Source: the annotation of a GenBank genome assembly
AUGAGUGGUCAGAUAACUUGCAAUGACCGAACCAGAACGUAUUGGACCCCAACGAUGGAGCGUUUCUUCAUAGAUCUUAUGUUGGAACACUUGCACAGAGGUAACAGAACCGGACACACUUUUAACAAGCAGGCUUGGAACGAGAUGCUCACUGUUUUCAACUCCAAAUUCGGGUCUCAGUACGAUAAAGACGUAUUGAAAAGCCGGUACACGAAUCUCUGGAAGGUUUAUAAUGAUGUCAAGAGCCUUCUUGAUCAUGGUGGCUUCUCUUGGGAUCAGACUCUUCAAAUGGUCGUUGGAGACGACACUCUAUGGAGUUCCUAUCUCAAGGCUCAUCCGGAAGCGCGUGCGUACAAGACGAAACCGGUGUUGAAUUUUAAUGAUUUGUGCUUAAUCUAUGGGUAUACGGUUGCAGAUGGGAGAUACAGCAGGUCAAGUCAUGAUACAGAGUUUGAGGAUGAGAUCGAUGGAGUCAACAUUGGUGAAAGUAGUGGCAAUCUUGUUCACUUGAGUAAAGAAAGCUCGAAAACUGAGUGGACUCCGGUAAUGGACCAAUACUUCAUUGAGCUUAUGCUUGAUCAAAUCGGAAGAGGUAACAAGACUGGUAAUGCUUUUAGUAAACAAGCAUGGACAGAUAUGCUUGCUUUGUUCAAUGCUAGGUUUACUGCUCAAUAUGGGAAAAGGGUUUUAAGGCACCGCUACAACAAGUUGUCGAAAUACUACAAGGAUAUGGAAGCUAUUUUGAAAGAAGACGGGUUUUCGUGGGAUGAAACUCUGCAAAUGAUAUCUGCGGAUGAGGCCGUUUGGGAUUCUUACAUCAAGGAGCACCCACUUGCUAGGACAUAUAAGAUGAGAUCUUCUUUACCGAGCUACAAGGAUUUGGACAUAAUAUUUGCCUGUCCAGCUGAGCCAGAGAUAUUACCCCUUCCAGUCCAAGACAAAAAUCUCAACGAUGAUGGCUCCACUGCACAAAUGAAUGAGAUUAAGGCCAGACAGGUGCACAAUUCUGAUCGUUCAAGGACAUUUUGGACUCCGCCAAUGGACCACUAUCUAAUAGACUUGUUAGUAGACCAAGUGAACAAAGGGAACAGAGUUGGGCAGACUUUCAUAACAAGUGCUUGGAAUGAAAUGGUUGAAGCAUUCAAUGCCAAGUUCGGGUCUCAACACAGCAAAGACGUUUUGAAGAACCGGUACAAACACUUGAGGAGGUUGUACAACGACAUAAAGUUUCUUCUCGAGCAAAAUGGGUUCUCGUGGGAUACAAGGAGAGAUAUGGUGAUUGCAGAUGAUGGCAUAUGGAAUACCUAUGUACAGGCACAUCCAGAAGCUCGAUCGUAUCGAGUUAAAACAAUUCCAAUUUAUCCAAACCUUUGCUUCAUUUUUGGGACGGAAAUGUCGGAUGGGAGAUACACACGCUUGGCUCAAGCUUUUGAUCCAAACCCCGCAGAAACUGUGCGGAUGAUCGAAAGUGGAAGCACAGACGGAUUAAAAGAUACUAUGGGAGAAACUCACAGUUUCCAGAUGAUUCAUGCCAGUGACGAGAAAAAUGAUUAUCUCUGUAGCAAUACUGGUCCUCCUUGUAUAGAAUGGACACGGGUCAUGGACCGCUGUCUUAUUGAUCUUCUGCUAGAGCAGGUGAAUAGAGGAAAUAAGAUUGGUGAGACAUUCACAGAGCAAGCUUGGGCUGACAUGGCAGAAUCCUUCAACGCAAAGUUCAGAUUGCAGACUGACAUGUUCAUGCUGGAGAAUCGUUAUAUAUUGAUGUUGAAAGAGCGUGACGACAUCAACAAUAUACUCAAUCUUGGUGGCUUUGCUUGGGAUGGGGAGAAGCAAACCAUUGUUGCAGAAGAUGAAUAUUGGGACACAUAUAUCAAGGAGCAUCCAGAUGGAAGCAUAUAUAAAGGUAAAACUUUAGAUAGUUAUGGUGAUUUGUGCAAGCUAUACGAACAUGUCUCACAAGAAAGCUUCAAUUGUGAGAAUCUCAUGAUCGAGUUGGAAAACUAUGGCCAUGAGAUUGAUAUAGUUGACGACUUUAGUUUACCCCACAAGCAGCAUAGCAAGCGAACCAACCCAACAACUUCACCUCUGGAACUCAUUGUACAUAAGGCUCAGAAGACCGGAAGAGAGACAAGGAAGCCUCUGUGUGAGACAGAAGGUGAUGAUAACGAUUGCAAGAAGCCCAUGUCCCUGAACGAUAUGCACUCAAGAAUAGGAAAUGCCAUUGAUGCAUUGCAAGCUUUGCCUGACAUGGAUGAUGAGCUUCUACUAGAUGCUUGUGAUCUUUUGGAAGAUGAGAGAAAAUCAAAGACGUUUUUGGCUUUAGAUGUCUCUUUACGUAAAAAAUGGCUAGUAAGAAAGCUUCGUCCUUCGGCUAACUAA